This is a messenger RNA of Mercenaria mercenaria, 533 nucleotides long. Its product is annotated as endothelial PAS domain-containing protein 1-like. The coding region runs from base 17 to 508 and encodes 163 amino acids. Gene Ontology annotation, biological process: regulation of transcription by RNA polymerase II. The record is from RefSeq and is a predicted model, not a curated record. NCBI's taxonomy places the organism in Eukaryota, Metazoa, Mollusca, Bivalvia, Venerida, Veneridae. Gene Ontology annotation, molecular function: RNA polymerase II transcription regulatory region sequence-specific DNA binding; DNA-binding transcription factor activity, RNA polymerase II-specific. The transcript is spliced from 4 exons.
GCAAUGGUCAGGCAAGAUGAAGCGGCACCUAUCUAUGAAACUUGGUACAAUGGUGACUGAUGGUUUAUUGUGUAUAUGUCGGACAAUGCAGACAACACCAUUAUUAGAAGUAAGAAUGGAUGGAAACAUGUUUAUGUCAAGACAUGACCUUGGAAUGACCUUCACUUUUUGCGACACAAGAAUUAUAACAUUGAUUGGAUAUGAGCCGAGUGAAGUAAUAGGUAAAACAGCCUACCAUUUUCACAAUCCAAUUGAUGCUCCAAAAGUGGGAGAUUGUCACCAAAACUUAAUGAUCAAAGGAAACUCUGUGAGUAAAUACUACAGAUUUCUGGGCAAGACAGGUAACUGGGUGUGGCUACAAACCCGGGCAACUAUUAUCUACAACACUGCCAAUAAACCACAGUAUAUUGUCUGCAUGAACUAUGUUAUCAGUGAAGAAGAGGGUGAGCGAUAUUUGAUGUUGGAGGAACAUCAGCAUGCUAACCCGCAUACAGAAAGGACUGUUUAAACCUACCUGACAACCUGCAUCAUCC